AUGAAAAUCAUUAUUUUCUUCGUUAUGAUUGUACUUACUGUUUUAUAUGGAAAGUCAUCAGGUGCACUCAAUGAAGGCGCAACGGAUUGUUUGUGUCCUGUAACAGCUAAUAUUGAUUACGUUUGUGGAAGCAAUGGCGUGACUUAUGUUAAUCCAUCAGCUCUUAGAUGUGCAGCCAAAUGCACAAGACAACAAAUAAGUCAAGCCUACUACGGAAAAUGUAAUACUGAUUGAGUAUUACCUAUACUUAUAAAUGUAUUCAAUAAAACUUGAACAGGAAAA
Molecule: messenger RNA, 282 nt
Organism: Trichogramma pretiosum
Lineage: Eukaryota; Metazoa; Arthropoda; Insecta; Hymenoptera; Trichogrammatidae
Product: thrombin inhibitor rhodniin-like
Exons: 3
Coding region: 1-234 (77 amino acids)
Molecular function (GO): protein binding
Source: RefSeq, a predicted model, not a curated record